CGGUCGCUGGGCUGUGUAUUGCUGUGCUCUUCAUCUUACACAUGAAUGCCCCGCUGUGUGGCAAUACACUCCGAGAUGUCUACUGCAGCAACCGUGCUAUCCUGAACCUGGCCUGCAGUCCCACCCCCAUAAAUGACAUCUAUGGCCUGUCCAUGUCCUGGUCUCUGACUACAAGCGUCUUCCUCAUCAUUGCUUUUUCCUACUUCAGAAUCCUGCAUGUGACUGUAAAACUAGGCCGAUCCGACAGCAGAGUCCGCAGUAAGACCAUUCAGACCUGCACACCCCACCUUGUUGUUUACGUACUCUAUCAAAUAGCUUCAGUGGUCAUCAUUUUAAGUUUCAGGUUCCCCUCACUCUCACAAAACAUCAAGAAGUUCUUCAGCAUCCUGGUUUUCAUUGUAUCACCAGCCAUUAACCCCAUUAUAUAUGGAUUGGUCAGUAAAGAGUUACGUGCUAGCAUCAUCAAGCAUUUCACCAAUUUACAAGCCCGUCAGAAAAGGAUUAGAGCAGUUUAACUUCCUAAGGUCAUGGAAUUCCUUAUAAUUGUUUUUUAAGCCCAUUUGACCUGUUUUUUAAGUUUUCUAUAA
Messenger RNA from Anoplopoma fimbria (sablefish), 587 nucleotides. RefSeq names its product olfactory receptor 52E4-like. Gene Ontology annotation, biological process: G protein-coupled receptor signaling pathway. Bases 42 to 515 code for a protein of 157 amino acids. Gene Ontology annotation, cellular component: membrane. The transcript is spliced from 2 exons. Gene Ontology annotation, molecular function: olfactory receptor activity. NCBI's taxonomy places the organism in Eukaryota, Metazoa, Chordata, Actinopteri, Perciformes, Anoplopomatidae. The record is from RefSeq and is a predicted model, not a curated record.